GACCUCUGAAUGUCCAACUGAAGCCUACACGGUGAGAGUGCCGUCCCGUCAUACAAUGGGUACCUGGGAGGAUGACGAGUGGGUGGCCCUUCCCCUUAAGCUCAGCGUGCCUCAUCGAUGACGAAAUCAAAAUACUAGUACUUCUUGUCACUGGUUUCGCUCCUUUACCACCGGUCAAAACCAAAAUACAAUAAACAAGCACUACUGUCGUUUUCCCCCCAAAGCCAUCACCUAACGAACGCGCAGAGAAAACGCAGGAGUACGACGACGAAAUCAACUAACUCCCCAAACUCUUCAAUCUUUCGUUAUUAUGGGAUUAUAAUGUCCAAACCAGGCAACAACUUCAUGCAAACCCUCUUGAGGCCUUUCAGAUCUUCCAAAGACGAAAACCACGAGCAGGAGUUGGAGCAGAUCGCUGCACAGGAGCAGAAGCAAUUCUCCUUCGCAACCCUAGCUUCCGCCACCAAAGAUUUCCACCCUGAUAACAAGCUCGGCCAAGGCGGAUUUGGUCCUGUUUUCAAGGGCAAGUUGGAGGAUGGAAGGGAGAUUGCAGUGAAGAAACUUUCGCAUAGCUCAGGCCAGGGGAAGAAAGAGUUCACGAACGAGGCAAAACUGUUGGCACGAGUGCAGCACCGGAAUGUGGUGAAUCUGUUGGGUUAUUGUGCUCAUGGUCCGGAGAGGCUGCUUGUAUAUGAGUAUGUUGCUAAUGAGAGUCUCGACAAGCAUCUAUUCAAGUCUGGGAGAAGAGAUGCACUUGAUUGGAAGCGGAGGUAUGACAUAAUCAUGGGCGUUGCUCGGGGCUUGCUUUACCUUCAUGAAGGUUCGCCCAGUGUAAUCACCCACCGUGACAUCAAGGCAGGCAAUAUCCUACUAGAUGAUAAAUGGGUUCCAAAAAUUGCUGAUUUUGGCAUGGCUCGCCUAUUCCCUGAAGAUGAAACACAUGUGAAUACCCGUGUAGCUGGUACCAAUGGAUAUAUGGCUCCUGAGUACGUCAUGCAUGGACGUCUAUCUCCGAAGGCAGAUGUAUACAGCUUUGGGGUCGUCGUUUUGGAGCUGAUAAGCGGUCAGAAGAACUCGAGUUUCAUCCCAAUUUUGGAUGCUGAAAAUCUACUGGAAUGGGCAUAUGAGCUGUACAAGAAAGGCAAGAGCUUGGAGGUUAUGGACCCCGCACUGGCAUCAUCAGCUGUCCCUGAUCAGGUAGCAAUGUGUGUACAAAUUGGGUUGCUUUGUACCCAGUCCGAUCCCGAUCGACCCACUAUGGAUCGUGUCAUGUUAUUGCUCUCAAAGAAACCCGGAACCCUAGUAGAAAAACCAAGGAGACCUGGAUAUCCCGGUUCUAGGUAUAGGAGAUCCAGUAGGCCCACUGCAUCAAUCGAUUCGGGCAAUUUUGAUUCCGAUACGUUUGGUUCCACCAUAAAUAGUGACAGUCAUAGUGCCACAACUACGAGCACAUCACGUCGUACAAGCCGGCAAUCAACUUCUCGUGGAAAGCUUCCUAUGCAAGGUUAGGCUCAUAUUCUUUGUAAGAGAGUUGGCAUGUUAGUCUUCAUUUAUAAAUAUCUUUAUUUUGUUUCUUUGUUGAUUUUGUAAAUUUCUUGGAGUAUUUGAUGAACACUAAGGUGUUGUUAGGUUGGUGGUUAUACUUGACAUGGGAGAGGGCAAUGAAUCAGUAAAUAUACGUAGUGCUCCUCUUCAUUUUA
Molecule: messenger RNA, 1700 nt
Organism: Rhododendron vialii
Lineage: Eukaryota; Viridiplantae; Streptophyta; Magnoliopsida; Ericales; Ericaceae
Product: cysteine-rich receptor-like protein kinase 43
Exons: 6
Coding region: 322-1509 (395 amino acids)
Biological process (GO): protein phosphorylation
Molecular function (GO): ATP binding; protein kinase activity
Source: RefSeq, a predicted model, not a curated record